AUAAAGGGGAAUCGAUCAUCGCGCUGGGUUCGAUUCCCGCAGAUGUGAGCGAGGAAAUGCUGCUGUCGGGUGAGUGUCACGCUAAGGGAGCGUCUUUAAAGAUCCGCGCAAGGAAAUAAACGUGAAGCUGCACAGCAGCAGUGAUCAGUGGAGCUGGAGGGAUGCCUGCAGCAGAGAGCAACCAUGCCCAGCAGGUCCUGUCCUCCCUGAACCAGCAGAGGGCGGUAGGCAGGUUCUGUGAUGCAGCGUUGAACGUGGGAGGGGGGCUGGUCUACCUCGCCCACCGCAACAUCCUGGCCUGUUUCAGUGACCUGUUCCAGCACCCCCCCAUGCCCGCCUCCCCGUGCAUGGAGCUCCACCUCCAGGAGUGUCCCAACGACGGCCUGGAGCUGCUGCUCAACUUCCUCUACACCGGGGAGCUGAAGCUGGAUCCUGAGAACCUGGACAAGGUGCAGCACGCGGCCGCCAGCCUGUGUGUGCCGGCCGCCCUUCUGCUCUGUGAGCGGUUCAAGGAAACGUCUGUGGAUCCUGCUGCUCCUCUCAAGCGUAAACGAGGCCGACCUCGAAAGACCCCGUCACACACGACCCCUCAGGGUCCGGUCAAAGACGAGAACCUGGUCGUGGUAACAAGAGAUGAUUCUGGGUUCGAUCCUGAACCAGCCACCACAACCACUGCGACCACCACCACCCGCUCUGGUCGUGUAGUGAAGGGCCCCAAGCGACUGGUGACUGAUGAGGUCCCCCCCACUGAUGUAACGGCCCCUGAAGUCCCCAGCACCAAGGCCCCACAUAUUCCUGCGGAGAAAGAAAGCGGUGACGUGGGAAAUCAAAAUCCAGAUCAGCCAAGUGUAGAAGCUGAGACAACCGAGCUGCAGAUUGACAUAAACGAGGACGAGGGUGUGAACCCGGUGCUGGAGGAGGAAGACGAGGACGGGGGGGAUUUCGAGGGUUCGGACGAGGAGUACGUUCCCGUGGCCGAGCCCCCCCCCUCAGGCUCGUCCACAUCGACGGCCCGGAGACGCAGGGCCCAGAGGAAGACGGAGACAGCUGAGAACGGCGAGGCCGCGGAGGACGACUCGAAGAAGGACUCGGUCCAGUGUCCCACCUGUGACAAAUCCUUCAAGAGCAAAUACUACCUCAAAGUCCACAACAGGCGACACACGGGCGAGCGGCCCUUCGGCUGCCUGAAAUGUGGGAAGAGGUACUUCAGGAAGGAGAAUCUCUUAAUACACGAGAUCAGAGAUUGUGCUCGAGUGCAGACGUACUCCUGCUCGACGUGCUCCGAGACCUUCGAAGGAAAAGAGCAGCUACGUCUACACAAUGUGUCGCACACCGGAGAAAUGCCCCACAAGUGCUCAUUGUGUGCUGAACAAUUCAUGUACAAGAAGAACCUGACGAUUCACAUGAUGAAGGUCCACGGUUACCCCAAACCACACGCUUGUCCACAGUGUCCCAAAACCUUCCUGACCCGGACGGAGCUGCGUGUCCACGAAGCAGCCAAACAUCGGGGGGAGAAGCCGUUCGUGUGCGAGGAGUGCGGCCAUCGAGCGUCCAGUCGGAACGGGCUGCAGAUGCACAUCAAGGCCAUUCACAGGAACGAGCGGCCGUUCGUCUGCACCCUGUGCGGCCACGCCUUCUCCCAGAAGAACAACCUCAACAUGCAUCUGCGGAUCCACAGCGGGGAGAAGCCGUUCCAGUGUCACCUCUGUGGGAAAACCUUCAGGACUCAAGCCAGUCUAGAUAAGCACCACCGGACGCACACCGGCGAGCGUCCCUUCGGCUGCGACGUCUGUGAGCAGCGGUUCACGGAGAAGGGCGCCCUCGUCCGCCACAAGGCCAGCAAGCACGAGGAGGGUCGACCCCACUGCUGCCAGAUCUGUGGCAAAACCUUCAAAGCGAGGGAGCAGCUCCGUGUUCAUCUGCGCCGCCACAAGGGCAUGAGGAAGUUUGAGUGCCUGGACUGCGGCUACAAGUUCACACGACAGGCUCAUCUGAGACGACACGUUCAAAUCCACAAGCGCACAGAGAACUACAACCCCCGCCAGAGGAAGCUGAGGAACCUGAUCGUGCAGGAUGUCGAUGGAAGUUCUGGUGAGAAGGAUUCAACAAAGACCGCGGGAGUGUCGCUGACCACCGAGCAGACGGAUCACAGCCCUGACCCCGGCGACCUCCAGGAAACCACAAACCAGGAGGCCGCCCCCUCGCCGGCAGGGGCAGGCCUCGGCUCCAGCUGCAUCAUGCGGGUGGUGAUCGAGUCCAGCGCCCCGGUGAUGGAGGAGCUGGUGUCAGAUCCGAACCUGGCACCGGUCGAGGCCGAGGAAAGUUUCUCGGUGGCAGAAGUCCUGCAGCCGACGCAGCUGGUCACCGAGGUGUUCGAGUCCACGGUGGACAUGGAGGGGAUCGUCCAGGACACGUCCGAGAGCAAGACAUGAGACCUGAAAGAGACUGGAGCCUUCAGAGGAUUCAGGUCAAUGAGAAGCACUGAGGAGAGGAAGCAGGUGGAGAAUCACAGCCGGACACUGCUACUGAAACGGCUGCUGAUGAGUCUCCAGUCGUGUGAGAGAAGAGAAGCAAACACAUUUCAUGCUCGUAGUAAUUUAUACAUAUUUAGGUGAACUGCAUGUUUGUUAAAACAGCUGGAAACCUCUGUUUGGUUUAAUUCAGCCUCCUCAUCCCAGUGAGCCCAAAGCAGCUGGACUCUGGAAACCAUAACAUAUCUUUAUCAGUCUUUAGAUUUGGGGAAUUUAGAUGAGAUGAUUAACAAUAAACAUGAUUUACCUUG
Platichthys flesus (European flounder) is the source of this 2782-nucleotide messenger RNA. It is a transcript of the gene zbtb48, whose product is annotated as zinc finger and BTB domain containing 48. Lineage: Eukaryota; Metazoa; Chordata; Actinopteri; Pleuronectiformes; Pleuronectidae. The transcript is spliced from 11 exons. The coding region runs from base 162 to 2432 and encodes 756 amino acids. Gene Ontology annotation, molecular function: protein binding; RNA polymerase II cis-regulatory region sequence-specific DNA binding; DNA-binding transcription factor activity. Gene Ontology annotation, biological process: regulation of transcription by RNA polymerase II. The record is from RefSeq and is a predicted model, not a curated record.